UCCGCCGGUGCUCUGAACCGAUUCUAAAAUAAACUUGCCCUCUGAGAAGUUUUGUCGAAAUGGAAGUGGCGUAUGCACUAUAGAGUUAUAUAUACGAUUAUAGGAGGGGAACAUGGUAGUAGUCGGGAAUCUCUUCAGCUCUCUUCCGAGAACUCCGCCGUCUGUUCGUGCUGCUUCGGGCGCCGCCAUACUUCACGGCCGACGAGCUCCUCUCGUUGGUGCUCUCUGGGUGCUGAGCCUCGGAGCUCUCACAGCGCUCUCGUACAGAACGGGGUGCAUCCAGUCCCAGCGCCGUGUCCCCUUUUUUAGACCAAAAUUUGCGAACCAACCAUCUGUAAGAGCUCUUCAUUCUACAGGAAUGGCUGCUGCUAGCACUGUGCCUUCCAUUGUUGUCUAUGUUACUGUUCCAAACCACGAAGUAGGCAAGAAACUUGCUGAGAGUAUUGUUAAUGAAAAGCUUGCUGCCUGUGUCAACAUUGUCCCUGGACUUCAGUCUAUUUAUUGGUGGGAUGGUAAGGUACAAACGGAUUCUGAAGAGCUUCUCAUCAUCAAGACUAGAGAAUCUCUUCUAAAUUCUUUGACAGAGCACGUCAAAGCAAAUCAUGAAUACGAGGUUCCUGAAGUCAUUGCAUUGCCAAUAAAUGGUGGUAAUGAUAAGUACCUAGAAUGGAUCAAGAACAGUACUAGAGACAACUGAGUGCCAUGUGACUUUGCUAUAUGUAUUUUUUAUCCAUCUUUGGCUAUGUGACCUAGAAAAAUGUUUGAUCUGUAAGAAUAAAAGUUUGCAUUUUUACAAGAGGACUAAGAAACUGCUUGUGCUAGCCUUUGUAUAAAACAAAAGUUGCAACUUUUAAAGAGUAAUGCCUCCAGAUUGAACCGAUUGCUGGUGAUUGCAUCUCUUGAAUAUUUAGAAUCUUCUUCUCCCAAAA
Messenger RNA from Dendrobium catenatum, 929 nucleotides. RefSeq names its product protein CutA 1, chloroplastic. NCBI's taxonomy places the organism in Eukaryota, Viridiplantae, Streptophyta, Magnoliopsida, Asparagales, Orchidaceae. The coding region runs from base 113 to 697 and encodes 194 amino acids. Gene Ontology annotation, molecular function: copper ion binding. The record is from RefSeq and is a predicted model, not a curated record. The transcript is spliced from 6 exons. Gene Ontology annotation, biological process: response to metal ion.